This is a messenger RNA of Notodromas monacha, 4607 nucleotides long. The record is from the annotation of a GenBank genome assembly. NCBI's taxonomy places the organism in Eukaryota, Metazoa, Arthropoda, Ostracoda, Podocopida, Cyprididae.
AUGGAAGCAAAGGCGAGUUGGUUUCGCACUGGAGUUCUGACUUCUGGAUUCUUCGACACAUCUGCCCUGUCCAGAUACGUAGCACCAGUGAAUCCAGCCAUUUUCCCUCAUCUCACCGUCGUGUUGCUUGCGAUCGGGCUCUUCUUCACUGCCUGGUUCUUCGUGUAUGAAGUCACGUCGACCAAAUAUACCAAAGACUUGAAGAAGGAGCUGUUGGUGUCUCUGGUUGCAGCAGGGUUCAUGGGUUUCGGUUCCUUGUUCCUCAUGCUUUGGACCAAUGAACCUGACAAGUUGUACAGCAUGGUUGAGCUGGAAAUGAAGGGACACGAUCCAGCAGUGCUGAAGAGCUACGAAGACUUCACCCUGAUGGCUGCGGAAAACCUGGGAAUCACUAUGAAAGACAAAUGGGUGCCAGACAAAAGGCGAAUACUCUUGUCUUUACUCAAGUCAGUUCACAUCUACAAGAAGCACCAGGUGCAGUACGAAUUCCGGACUCAUUUCCGGGUCGUUCGCUUUGAGAAACUCACGGGUUCAACUGCGGACACGUUUCUGGAGUACAUUGAAAGGAAUUUACCGGAAGGAGUUUUAAUGCAAGUCACAACGGAAAUGGCUUUUGUCAUGAAUUGGCGCAGUUGGUUGAAAGUGCUGAAUGGUCGGAGGUAUGUGCAUGCUUACCGGAGUCUGCCUGCAGAACCGCUCAAGGAACGAUCUCAUCUUUUAUCUAAAUUGACUGGGGUUUCCGCGAGCAAAAUGCUGAUGUGUAUGCAGGAACACGCAUUGCUGAGACAAGUUCCGAAGAGCCAUCUGGUGGCCGUCACAGAUAUCCUGAAAAGUCAUGGAGUAGAAGGGGAUGAUGUUCUGGAAGAACCAAGGAUUCUGACAAUGUUUCCUCUGCUUCUGGAAAACUACUUCCAGUGUUUCAAGGACAUUGGAGUCAAUAAACCUGGACUGCAACUUGUGAGAAGGUACCCUUAUUUGUCAAGAAUGCGCUUGUCACACCUGAAAGCAAUUGGUGUUGUUCCUGGGGAAGAUCUGGUUCACAGAAUCUUGAACAGUGUUGAUCCUGACAGGACAGUGAAAGGCCUGGCUGAAAUGGUGACUGGAACAGUGCCAAGCAACUACUGGACUGAAUGGACUCUCCAGGACAUCUGUGGCAGAGUGCAACUUGCCUUGUUGAACAAGCACUGGGCAGUUGAAAUAGAAAAAGCAUUUGAAAUCAUCAAGGGCCAAUUAAGACUAAAAAACAAGAGCCUGACCCACUUCAGGGAAAACAUGGACAUUGCUCAACACUUGUUUCAACUCCCUGUGUCAAAGGUUUUGACGAAUGCCUAUGUUCUUUCUGGCCACCCUGCAAACAUGCGCAGGAUUGCCCAACUGGAAACUAUAGGCGCAAAUCCUACCAAAGAGGUUAUAAGGAAGGUGCCCAAGUUGUUGCUGUGUCCUGUGGAGAAUCUGGUGGCAAUUGAUGAAUUGCUGCUGAAGGAAUGUCACUUUUCUCCUUAUGCUGUUCAAGGUGUGACAGAUGUGUACACUUUGUCACCUGAAACUGUCAGAGAAAGACUGAAACAAUUGAACACGGUUCCUCAUUUUGAAGCGUUGAAAGAUCAUCCCAGAGUUUUGAGGCUUGUGAUGUAUCAAAAUAAAGCCAAGACGAGAUUGGCACACAUUGAGAGCAUGCAUGUUGGAGGCAUCAUCAGCUUGGACCUCUUGGCCGCAUCCACGAAAAAGUAUGAAAGUUUCAUGGAGUCCUCAAAGAUGCCCAGAGUGCGGGGAAAGGAUUUGACUCAUUUGGUCUCAACUUUAUUGGAAAUUGAGAAUGAUUUUGUGAGGGAUGAGUUGCACAAGCAUCCUUGUUGGAAACAGACCAGUUUGGUGCAAGUCAAAGGAACCGUUACUUACCUGCUAGCAGAAGGUUUCACAAGAGAGAAGAUCAUGAAUGCUCUGCAAAUAGUCCUGUAUUCUCGCAAAUCUGUUGCGAGAAUUCUGGAACAGCUGCCUUUGAAACCCGAGUUGGAGCCAUUUGAAUUACUGUGGAAAAACCAUGAUCAUGUGCUUCAACUGGCUUUGUACUAUUUGGAGAAGGACUACAACUUCAGUGGCAAGAAGCUUUUUGAAUUGAAAAUGUUCACCAAUAGAAAAUUGUUUGGCAAAGAUUUAAGUGCUUACGAUGACUUAGAUGUCGAUGAACUCCUCGACAAGCUCACCCCGGAGGAAAUUAAUAUUUUAGCCAAGGAAGUAGACCCAGAUGAUCAGCUUCUCCCUCCGAGCCAACGACACAGCUAUAUGUGUGAUAAGAAUCCGACGGGACCAUUGAACCGAAAGCAGCUAAUAAACCACAUCAACAAAGAGGCUUUAGAAACUCCCGACGUACCUGAGCUCGUACCGUAUCAUCCAGGGACGGUUCGUGGCAAGAAAUGGAUUGCGCCAUCCAUGCCUCCAUCUAAGCAGGAGGAAGACGUCAGGAUUGAUUUGGGGGAAGACUUCGAAACCGCCCUCGCCAAUGCGGGUGACGACGAACUCGUGGAUCUAGCUGCCAUACUUGGGUUCCACUCAAUGAUGAAUCAAGACCAAUAUCACGCAUCGCAGCAGAACUCAGGACAACCUGUGGGUCUGGGCUGGACUGGCGUCACGAAAGCUACGCAGUACAAACCUUUGAAAUUUGAACCGCCAAAUAUGACGGAUGUCGAGGACUCGAUCCGUCGGGUGUCCAUCGAUGACGCCUCCCUCAGAGAACUGAAUCUGAACAACAUCAAGGCAAGAAUUCAUCUGACCAUUUCGGAUGAGAAGUUCGUGCGAUUGUUCGACGCGUUGAAAACGAAUACGCGGCUGGAGGCGUUAUCCUUGGCAAAUACGGAUUUGCGAGACCGCGUAGUGUCGAAACUUUGCGACGCUCUUGAGAAGAACUCAACGUUGCGAGUACUGAACGUGGAAAGCAACUUCAUCACUCCUUCAGCUAUUCGCGAUCUCAUCAAAUCCCUGCUGGUGCAGAAGUCGCUUGAAGAGUUCCGAGCCGUGAAUCAGAAACCUUCGGUUUUGGGGAACAAGAUUGAGAGUGAAAUCACGAAGCUGGUGGAGAAGAAUCCGACACUGCUGCGACUCGGGUUGUUUUUGGAAUACAACGAUGCCCAAAACCGGAUUUCCGCACACCUGCAAAAGAACUGCGACAAGUAUCGUCUCAAGAGGAUCGGCAGAGCUGCGAGAAAUUAUUUGGGAGGUGUUUUGAGGGACAAGUUCCGCAUCCCGCCGUCAGUUCUGCAAGAGCGCAGGGACAGUCUCAAGAAUGCUGUCGGGGAGGACGAAGAUUAGACGAGCUUGCAGACCCGAUUGAUUAUAUUCUGUAGUAUUUUCCUCCUUGAGUGUUGAAUGUAUUUAUGCGAGUCGGGGAGAAAUCCAGUGUAGCUCAGGAAGCUGUCCAAGUCUGAAGAAGGGGAAAAGUUAUGAAUAGAAAAUCAUCAGUUUGUUCCCAUUUUCAUUUGUUUGGCUGAUGAGAGGAAAUUAUUACACUUCGUGAGGGAUGGAACAAAAGUUUUACUUUUGUUGAGCAUUCUCAGAACCCAAAAAAGAACAUAUGGCAAAGGGAAUAGAACAAAUGAAACACAAGUAAUCAUCUGGUCCAGGAACAUACAAUCAAAGGGACAUAAUUUUUUUUUUUUUUUUUCAGAAGAAUUUAUUGCAUUAUUUGAUGGCAAAGAAAUGACACAAUUCACGAGAGCAUGGGAAACAGUAUACAAAUGCUUUUAAAAAAUUGGUGUACGAGUACAAACCUAGAUAAAAAGUAUGUUAAGAUGAAGAAGGAAUAAAAAGAGAAAAAUUAUUUUCCCAUUCAAAGUUUUGUGAAGACUGAUUUGUAAUUGAAAUAAAAGUUUGGAGAGGAGAAAAAACCCUUGCUGGCUUUUUCUCAAUGCAUUCUCUCCACAAUAUCUUUGGUACUCCCACCGUGUGGCAGCUUGAGGAAUACAGUACUUCGGAUUGGACUGCUUGUUGUGCUACGAAACAAAAGCUGCUUGAAUACUUGUUUGUUGGCGAAGUCACUUGGAAGAUUUCACUGGUCCCUUGAAAAUGUAGCAUAGAUUCAAGUAAAUUACACGCGUGGUUUAAUGUUAUCACGGAUGUCAUUGUUAAUUUUGCUUGAAAUGGCUCCAAUUUAAAAUGCCCCGCCGAAUUUUUUUUUUUUGCAUGCACAUUUGGACAAAGAUGUUCAGUGGAAUCUUCCUGGUGAUUUCGCCAUGUAUUGCACUAAUUUAUGGAUUCGAGGUUUUAUUCCCCGCAGUGUAUUGUGUUGGAAAUGUUUCAGCUGCGAAGCUUGCUUUGGAGGGAAAUAGUCGACAGCUUGAAUUCGAGAGUUGCUUUUUACUCCUGGACAUAUUUCAUAUAGCUAUUUGCUGCCAAGGAUAUUCCUCGGUGUCGUACUUAUUCAUUUUUGCUGGCAAAUUUCCGCGUGCAUCUCUUUUCAUUUCCUUUGGAGGUCUGGUCAAAUUCUGCUGGAUUGGCGCUGACAAAGGGAAGGGAAGAGCACGGUUGGUUUGCCAAAUGUGAAUUUUAUGUGUUCGCCAGAAAUCCUGCUUUUGAAGAAAUAUUGAGAUGCAGUACUCUGUGUACGAGGAAAA